AUGGUAGCAGAAGGGCAUGGUGGUAAAAUGCUAACUUUGAUCAAUAAAAGAGAACAUUUUAUUGAUUGUAAGAAAGAGAAUUACCAAAAUAUCAUCUUCUUCUCUAUCUCUUUUUUCUCUCUCAUCGGAAGCCCUAACCAGCAACUCCUUUUUCCGCCGCCGCCGCCAGUGACUUCACCAAUGGUCAUCGAUAUGUUUUUGGGUCAGGUACGGGGCAUCUUGGCACAACUGGGCUAUGAGAAGCUGGAUGAAAUAAUUGGCCGAACAGAUCUACUAGGACCACGAGAUGUAUCGUUGAUGAAAACACAGCAUCUUGAUCUCAGUUAUAUUCUAUCUUGUGUUGGAUUACCAAAGUGGAGUAGUACUCGAAUCAGGCUUCAGGAUAUUCAUAGUAAUGGCCCCGUUUUGGAUGAUAUUUUACUCUUAGAUCCGAAACGGGGGAGGUUGAAGGGCAGAUCGCAAUGGUGGCUUGAAGAAGAGAGGGCAAGGGGAAGGGGCUAACACCGGCGCCGGCGACAGAGCUGGGUUAGGUGGUGACGGUGGUGGGGUGUGUGAUUAAGGAUAAAAAUGGAACAUUGUGUGUGUAUUGAACAAAUUUAUUAUUUAUUAAAUUAUUAAAGGUGUGAAUUAAGUAUUGGUGUGUCUUGAGAUGAUAUAUGGUGUGUAAAUAGAGG
Messenger RNA from Camellia sinensis, 674 nucleotides. The record is from RefSeq and is a predicted model, not a curated record. Lineage: Eukaryota; Viridiplantae; Streptophyta; Magnoliopsida; Ericales; Theaceae.